Molecule: messenger RNA, 2317 nt
Organism: Phycodurus eques (leafy seadragon)
Lineage: Eukaryota; Metazoa; Chordata; Actinopteri; Syngnathiformes; Syngnathidae
Gene: mmp16b
Product: matrix metallopeptidase 16b (membrane-inserted)
Exons: 10
Coding region: 294-2141 (615 amino acids)
Biological process (GO): extracellular matrix organization; proteolysis; collagen catabolic process
Cellular component (GO): extracellular matrix
Molecular function (GO): metalloendopeptidase activity; zinc ion binding
Source: RefSeq, a predicted model, not a curated record
CCUGCAACCCCCAGUGCUGCUGCUGCUGCUGCCGCUGCCACCCAAAUGGAGCCCGUGAUGUAAAUACAAGCAUGGCGAGGGCAGCGGAUGGAACACGCCGCCUCACGUGUGCUUGACAUCGGAUCAUUUCUUCCCGACGUCGACGCGUCUCGCGGACGAAGCGCCUUCACGCCUCCAUGCCUUUGACUUGAUGCUAAAAGACUCCAAAGCGAGACGCGACGCGAGAGGCUUCUCCCUGAAAAGCGAGACAACAACAACAACAAAAUAGAGACUCGGGAUUAAAGCGGGUCAUUAUGACCUUAGUCGCCUCCAGCGCAAGGAAACCAUCGGAUUGCGUUCAGGCGGCCGCGUUGUGCUUGCAUCUCUUGCUUUGGAUUGCGUGUGCAGUGUCCGGAGAGGAGCACCAGCACUUCAGCGUCGAGGGAUGGCUACAAAGGUACGGCUACCUCCCACGCACAGAACCCAAAAUGUCCGUCCUGCGCUCGGCCCAAACCAUGCACUCGGCCAUCGCCGCCAUGCAGCGCACCUACGGCCUCAAUGUCACCGGGACGCUGGAUGAGAGGACCAAGGAUUGGAUGCAGAAGCCCCGCUGCGGCGUUCCAGACACGCUCAAGAGUGCUUCGAGGUCACGGAGGCGGAGAUACGCGCUGACAGGACAGAAGUGGCAGCGUAUGCACAUCACCUACAGCAUAAAAAAUGUCACGCCAAAGGUGGGCGCCCGCGAGACCCACGACGCCAUCCGCCGGGCGUUCGACGUGUGGCAGGGAGUGACGCCGCUGCGCUUCGAGGCCGUCCCCUACAGCGCCUUGGAGACGGGCCGGCGCGACGUGGACAUCACCAUCAUCUUCGCCUCGGGUUUCCACGGCGACAGCUCGCCCUUCGACGGGGAGGGCGGCUUCCUCGCCCACGCCUACUUCCCCGGGCCCGGCAUAGGGGGCGACACCCACUUUGACUCGGAUGAGCCUUGGACCCUGGGGAACCCCAACCAUGAUGGGAAUGACCUCUUCUUGGUCGCCGUUCACGAGCUGGGCCACGCCCUCGGCCUGGAGCACUCCAAUGAUCCCACUGCGAUCAUGGCUCCUUUCUACCAGUACAUGGACACGGAGAACUUUAAACUACCUCACGACGACCUGCAGGGCAUCCAGAAGAUCUACGGUCCACCCGACAGAGCCCCGCAGCCGACCAGGCCUCCGCCCACGGCGCCCCCCCCUCGCUUCCACCUCCCCUCGGACCCCCGCAAGCACGACCGCCACGCCAGGCCACAUCGCCCUCCGCAGGGGGCCAAGCCGUCCAACCCCAACUCCAAGCCCAACAUCUGCGACGGCGGCUUCAACACGCUGGCCAUCCUGCGCCAGGAACUCUUUGUCUUCAAGGACCAAUGGUUUUGGAGGGUGCGGGACAACUCUGUGGUCCCUGGAUACCCCAUGCAGAUCAAUUACUUCUGGAAAGGCUUGCCUGCCAAAAUUGACACCGUCUAUGAAAACAGCGAAGGAAAAUUUGUAUUUUUCAAAGGUAACCGCUUCUGGGUGUUCAAGGACACCACCCUGCAGCCGUCAUACCCUCAGGACAUCUCGCUGUUCGGCAGCGGCAUGCCCACGCAGAACAUUGAGACGGCCGUGUGGUGGGAGGACGUGGCCAAGACUUACUUCUUCAAAGGAGACAGAUACUGGCGGUACAAUGAAGACAUGAGAACCAUGGAUCCAGGGUAUCCCAAGCCCAUCACCAUCUGGAAGGGCAUCCCCGACUCUCCGCAGGGGGCCUUCGUGGACAAAGCCAACGGUUUCACGUACUUUUACAAGGGUAAGGAGUACUGGAAGUUCAACAACCAGCUGCUCCGCGUGGAGCCGGGCUACCCGCGCUCCAUCCUGCGCGACUUCAUGGGCUGCGACGGCCUCCCCCCGGACCCCGACUGGGACUGGAGCCCGCCGGCGGCCGAGGAGCGCCACUACGACAGCGGCGACGCCGACGUGGUCAUCAAACUGGACAGCGCGGGCGGCACGGAGAAAGCGGUGGCCAUCGCCAUCCCCUGCGUCCUGGCGCUGUGCAUGAUGGUCCUGCUGUACACCGUGUUCCAGUUCCGCCGGAAGAGCACGCAGCGCCACAUACUGUACUGCAAGCGCUCCAUGCAGGAGUGGGUGUGAGCUCGGAUAUAAAGGUCUCAAAAUUGCCGCGUUUCGUGAUGCCCGGCAGAACUGCACAAAAGGAGACUGAAGGCAGUGAGGGAGCCAUAUCUCAUAAGUCCUGUGUAUUUAUCUACUUGGACUCUUUUCUCUAACAAACUCAAUGGAGCGAGUGCGACUUAAGCUCCUGUAUGUAA